Messenger RNA from Fusarium subglutinans, 909 nucleotides. RefSeq names its product glucan endo-1 3-beta-glucosidase A1. The transcript has a single exon. NCBI's taxonomy places the organism in Eukaryota, Fungi, Ascomycota, Sordariomycetes, Hypocreales, Nectriaceae. Bases 1 to 909 code for a protein of 302 amino acids. The record is from RefSeq and is a predicted model, not a curated record. Gene Ontology annotation, biological process: carbohydrate metabolic process. Gene Ontology annotation, molecular function: hydrolase activity, hydrolyzing O-glycosyl compounds.
AUGAAGUCACUCUUUUUAUCCCUCAUGGCGUUGACUACCACGGUAGCGAGCCCCGUUUCCCAAAUCACUCCACUCAUUAAACCCGGCUUUGCUCCAACAUUCAUUGAAACAUUCACCGGCUAUCCAGGAUCACUGCCCUCAUCUAGGAACUGGAUCUUCGACCUUGGAACUUCGUACCCAGGCGGAGCAGAACGAUGGGGAAACAACGAGUUCGAAACCUAUACCAACGAUCCUUCCAACGUAUAUAUAACAAAAGACCAAAAUUUGGCUAUUACCCCACGAUUGAAUAAGGGCAAUUGGACAUCGGCAAGGAUUGAGACUCAACGAAGCGAUUUCGUUGCUGAAGAAGGAGGGCAAUUGCUUGUUGAGGCGCGCCUGAAGCUUGGUGGAGCGCCCUCCUCAAAGAUGCAAGGCAUCUGGCCCGCCUUCUGGGCUCUGGGCAGCGAGUUCAGAGGCAACUACACGAACUGGCCGAUGGCUUCAGAGUGGGAUAUUAUCGAGGUGAUUAAUGGUGUAUCAACGGUUUAUUCCACAAUCCACUGCGGGUUUGCUCCUGGGGGACCAUGCAACGAGUAUAACGGGAUUGGAAGUGGAGGCAGGGACUUUUCCAGGGGCGAGUUCCAUACACUAGGGUUCAUGGUUGACAGGAGCAUGUGCGGCAAAGGAAAGAAUGCUACUUGGCGAGACGAGUCGCUGAACUGGUUCCUAGAUGGAAAGAAAAUCUUUAAUGUCACUGGUGCGACUGUUGGGGAUAAGCCAAGCUGGGUGCAGCUGGCGCAUAAGGAGCAUUUCCUGCUGCUUAACGUGGCCAUUGGUGGGAACUGGCCUGGUGCACCAAACAAUGCUACAAUUGAUGGGCCCUCGGUCAACAUGGAAGUGGAUUAUGUUGGUGUUUGGAACUCAUUGUAA